This is a messenger RNA of Lingula anatina, 2232 nucleotides long. RefSeq lists its product as uncharacterized. The record is from RefSeq and is a predicted model, not a curated record. Gene Ontology annotation, biological process: signal transduction. NCBI's taxonomy places the organism in Eukaryota, Metazoa, Brachiopoda, Lingulata, Lingulida, Lingulidae. Gene Ontology annotation, molecular function: GTPase activity; protein binding; GTP binding.
AUGUUAAGAUUAUUACAGUUCAAUGACUCGUCUGGAGAAAAAGAAUCUGAGAAAGAAAACAGCAAAGAUGCAGAAAAAGAUGAGGAGAAAGAAAAAGAUGAAGAAAGGAAACUUUCCACACCUCACGCCUUCAGUAAAAUAAAGAAAGAUCACCCACAUGGACACAAGCAUUGCUAUCGGGUGCUGUGUGAACAUGAACAGGGCUGGCAUGUUGCUGGUGAUCCCAUACCUGCUCCAAACAUGAAUGAUACGUUCCUGCACAAGUUGAUUCCGUAUCUGGCCCGCAUCAUGGCCAUUGUGAAGCACAGCAAGCACAUUACACUGAACUGCAUCAGUGGAGAGGAGGGAGAACAGUUCCUCAAAUGGCUGGAAGAGACACCUAGAAAUGCUGUAUCAGAGUGGCAGGAUGUCUACAGAGAUCUCCUCCAGGAAGUAUUGAAAGCUGAUAAAGACAGCACAAUGGCAGGUCUGGCAAGAUGUCACCUGCCUAGUGGUAAAGUGGCCUGGCUGUGUGAAGGGCACCGUUCUCAAGGUCGCAUCACCGUCCUUAGCUCCACUGGCAGCUCAGCUGUGUCAGCGCCAGAUGCCGGGAAAGAGAACUUUAUGUUGAAAGCAUUAAUGGCUCCUGACAACCAGCUGACACUUAAGUACAAGGCACACAAUGAGACACAGAUGGCAGCUGCGAUGAAAGACAAAAAGAAGGCUGAGACAACACAAAAACCUAAGUCAGGAAAAACAGCUCGUCCCUCAGAGACAGGACCCCCCAGUGUCAACCCAUUGGUGGCAGCUACGGCGAAUGCCAUGACACUUGACGCUGUGCAGAGGACAGCAGCAACAGGCAACAACAGCCAGAGAACUAAAGCCAGAUUCAAGGCUGCAGGCAUAGUGGCUGCAGUAGCUGGUCAGAAGAGAAACUCCAGCCAAACUUGUGUUAUUUUAUAGAAAAAGUAUGGUUUGUAGUGAAAGUUUGUUGUAAUGAUGAAACUAAAGUUUGGAUGCUUACAUGUUUUAUUUGGCAGUCCCGAUGUUCUUUGCAGGCCAUGCAGAGAUCUAUUCAAGGAUUAAUUUUCUGUUUCAGAGAGUCGUGCUGUUCACUGUUUUCAGGCAGUCGUGCAUUUUGUUGCAAAUCAUAAUUUUAUGUUUUACAGCAUUUCCAAAUAAAAUGUUGGUUGCAACCUGGAAUUUACAACAGCUGGGCAUGGACUAUGUAUAUUUUUAUGCACAUCUGCAGUAGAUCCAGUUAGAUAUGUAUUCCUGGAUAUACAUAUUUAAAUUAGUCUAUGUCGAAGGAGAUUUUAAACUGAUUCAGAGAUAUUUUUCAUACAUAUGAGGCUUAGAUGUGUUCAAAUGCUACAGUUAUUGGACAAUUUAUAUGAAUGGUCAAUAUUUUUUGAUUAAAAGGAUUUUCUUAACUUUGGGGGCUUUUCAUAUAUUACAUACUCUUCAUAUACAGGUGUGAAUAAACAUUCCGUCCAUUAAAAAACACAGGUCUCUUCUCUGUGAUACAGUGCAUUUUUGCAUUCAGAGUAUCUUUUAUAUUAUAGCAUGAAUUAUAAAUGAUUCCCACUUUUUAUAUGUACUUUGCUUUUUAGAAGUGAUUUUGUAUUUUAUCAUCAUAUUACUAUGUAUUUCUCCUGUUUACAAAUGUUAUAGAUUUCAGAAAUUUCUGUGAUAUUUUGUCUGCAUUGAUUUGAUAACAAUCAAAAGUCAUUGAAUACUCAUUUUGCAUUGGUUAUUAUAGAUUUUUGUCUUUUGUGGUAGACCACAUAUUAUUAAAUGAAAACACUUACUAAUACUUGGUUUAGUUUAGUUAUGUGUGUCUAAACAAUACUUCUGAAUUAUUAAUAAAACUGAUUUUAGCGUGUGGAAUUGGAAUUUGAUGAUAAAUAUGUGCCAUGGUUUAUGUCUACAUAGCUGUAUGAGAUUGUGCGUUCAGCUAUAUAGUAACAGGUAGUAUUUCUAUUGUGAUGCUAAUUAUUUUAUUAAAGUGGAAAGCUAAGAUGGGUGUUUAGACUCAGAAGAUGCUGUGAUGAAGGUAGUGCACAGGGUGCAACUUGUUUCAGCUCCCUGGAGCUUUAUUGUAUAUAAUCUCUGUUUACAUCAAGGUUGACUUUAAACCAUAAAUUGACUAAACUGCAUCAAAUCGUGCCAUCAUAAGAUCAGGUUACAUACAGUACAAACCGUUAGGGACUGCAUUUUUUUAAAAUGCUUUAUUGAGUGGUAUAAUUGUCU